AUGGUCGCCACCACCAGGAUCCACCGCCUCACCUCGGCCGGGCUCACUCUCGAGAUGAUUGGGGCUGACUUCAUCCGCCGCCGGAUUGCCCCGCUGCACAAUAAGGGGAGGCCGGCCUGGGACUUCAGGAACGCGGUCGACGUCAUGAGGCUCCGCCUCGGUCUGAACCACAACUUCACGGUGUUGCAGCACGCCCACCUCUGCCAAAGGCUUUUUCAGCUCAAGGUCAAUGAGGCUGGCAGGGUCGAGAGGAACGGCAAGGCCGAGAAGGCCGGCAAGGCCGUCAAGCCACUGCUCAUCUGUGACACCACUCGGGAAGAGCUGGCGUACAUUGCCGCCAGGGCGGAGGAGGCGGCACUUGCUAAGGAGGCCGACAGCGUCGGCGCCAUCAAGGACGAGGCCGACACGGCCGCAGAAGAGAAGGAGCUCACCGAGUGGGCGGGAUCUGCCGGGGAAGCCAGCGGCGCCGACGCCGGGGCACCCCUUGUUGAAGACGUGGCCGAGGAGUCAUCCGAAGAGGAGACCGAGGCGGAUGACUCCUCGGCCCCAGGGAGGAGACGCAUCCUGCGGCGGGCUAGCUCUGGCGAGCCGGACCCAUCCCCUUCUCCUCCUCCUUUGGAUGGCACCCCGGAGGCCGACUUCGACCUCGGGUCCUUCAGCCCGAAGAGGAAGAGGAGGCCAGAGGAGGAGGACGAGGACACGGAGACGCUGGCCCAGAAGGCGGCGAAGAGGGCCAAGGCUUCAACGGGCGACAAGCCCCCUGCAAGCACUCCGCGCACGCCGAUGGUGGUGGAGAUCAGCCCGAACAAUAGCCCUCGACACAGCCCCCGCUUCAGCCCCCAGCGAGGAGAGUGGCAACAAGAGGAGCCGCUGAGGGCCGCCCCCGAGACGCCACCCCCAUCGACCACGCCGCCCAGAGGGGCGUCCCCGGCAAGGGCAUCUAUCGCCGAGCCCACGCGCACGGGGGAAGAGGAGGCGGGCUUGGGUGUCGGCGGCUCCGUCCCGGCCAUGAACAUUGGCGGGGAGGGAACCGCUUCUUCUCAGCUUGGCACGGACCCUCCUUCGACGGACCAGGAAGAUAUCGACAUCGUCAUCGACGAGGUCGCCAAGGAUGCCGAAGCCGAGGCCGCCAAGAUCGCGGCUGGGGAAGCCGCCAAGUCUACCGCCGAGGAGGCCGCCAAGGGGCUUGCCGGCGACGCUACUGUCGGGGAUGCCGGCAAGGGACCUGCCAGGGAGUCCGGCGAGGCCGCUGCCGAGGAGGCGCUCCACCGUGCCCGCCAAGACAAAGUGAAAUCCAGGAUGGCGGCGGUGGACAAGGCGGAGGCAAAUUUUGAGGAGCGCAUCGCUCAGACGUAG
Aegilops tauschii subsp. strangulata is the source of this 1356-nucleotide messenger RNA. The record is from RefSeq and is a predicted model, not a curated record. Lineage: Eukaryota; Viridiplantae; Streptophyta; Magnoliopsida; Poales; Poaceae.